Peronospora matthiolae is the source of this 846-nucleotide messenger RNA. NCBI's taxonomy places the organism in Eukaryota, Oomycota, Peronosporomycetes, Peronosporales, Peronosporaceae. The record is from the annotation of a GenBank genome assembly.
AUGGGUGGGCCGACGCACAUACGUCGACCCGAAACCUUGAAGAUUGAUAUCUCAAGGUACAAGGGAACCGAUGAAGGUUCCCUUUUGAGAUGGUUCGUCGAGUUAGACGACGCCAUCAGGGCCCGUCACAUCGAGGGUGACGAGAUGCAAGUCACCUUCGCCCUGUCAAAUCUGACGGGACGAGCAAAGACUUCGGCCUUAGGGCUCAAGCUUCACGACCCAAACGUGUUUGAGUUGCUGGAAAUCUUGAAUUCUCGGCUCAAAGAGACGUUUGAGUCGCCGAGAGCCGAGUUCAGAGCACGCUCUGCACUCUUGAGGCUAAAGCAAGGUAAGCGUGACGUGCACGCUUACGCACAGCACCUACGCUACCUUGCAAUUAGCGCUACGGAAAACUCUGUUGAUGAGCACACGCUCAUCAACGUGUUUAUCUACGGCCUUGUAGAUGGGCGGGUGAAGACCUACAUGCUCCGAGAGGACUUCUAUAAACUGGAAAAGGCGAUAGCGUAUGCGGAACAAGAAAACUUCAGCCCGAGACAGUCUCAGGCUAACUCGUCAAACUAUCGUCCGUCGAGACGACAGGAAACUGAAAGUUCCGAGGCGAUGGAACUCUGUUACAUCGAGAGCGAAAACUCUCGCUCUCUGAGUCACAAGCGAACGGCAAGAUGCCAUCGCUGUCAGAAGAUUGGACACUACGCUCAUGAGUGUAGUGUCCCGAGAACUGCAACACGUCCAAAUUCAGGACGUGAUGACCACCGUUGGUCAAGGAAAGGUCCGCGGCGUGGGUCCGACCAUGCUGCUAAGCCUCGACAGCAAGUCGGACCGUCAAAAAACGGUCAGGGUCAGUAG